Parasteatoda tepidariorum (common house spider) is the source of this 3316-nucleotide messenger RNA. Its product is annotated as fucose-1-phosphate guanylyltransferase. Gene Ontology annotation, molecular function: transferase activity, transferring phosphorus-containing groups. Lineage: Eukaryota; Metazoa; Arthropoda; Arachnida; Araneae; Theridiidae. The record is from RefSeq and is a predicted model, not a curated record.
AAGUAUAAAAUUGUGUUCAGUCGCACUUAUUAAGUGUAUUCUGAUUAUACAGCAUUACCAAGUUUCUUAAGUUUCUGGUAGUUCCUUCGUUCAUUGUAAUAUGUAAAUAUUUAGAUUAGGAGAGGACUUGGAACUGUGAGGGAUGUAUUGGGGAAAUAAAAAACUCAUUGAGACCAGUAUAACUUAAAGUUUGAUGAGUACAUCAUUUGAAUAAUAAAUAAUUACGUCAAUCAAUUGUAUUUUCUAUAGUUUUAGGGAAUAUGGAAUUCCUGACUAAAAUAAUAUUAAGAAUAUUUGUCUAGUUUCGGAAUGAAUACGAAUUUUGAUAUUAACUGUUAAUACUUAUCUUAUACCUACUGAAAUUCAAUACUCAUUUCUUGAGGAAUUUCUGAAAUUUAGAUUGCAUACCUCAAAAUGUCUAAUGAAAUCAGAAGUGGUAUUUUCGAGCAUAUGAAAGAAGUUUUGAAAAACUAUGAAGCUUUAAGAGGUAUUCCAGUAAAUAAGGAUGAAAAGGUGUUUUGGGAUGCUGUCAUAAUUUCAGCUUGUGACAGUGAACAAGAAAAUGGCUACAAUCUUCAAAUUAUUGAAAAGCGGGAAAGAGGAGAAGUUCCCUUAAUGGUUCCUUUUCACGUCUUCUUUGAUCCUCCCGGAUAUAAAAUUGGCUGUGGAGGCUCAACAAUGUAUAUAUUGAGCAAAAUUUCAAAAAUCUAUGGAAAGGAAAUGUCUAGCAUGCGAUUCCUAGUCAUACCAGCUGGAGGAUAUAGUCAACGUCUACCAAAUCUGACUGUAUUAGGAAAGCUUUUCAGUCCUCUUCCAUUUGGAAAUCAGCGCUAUCAAAUGUUGGAUCUGAUCUUAGCAACAUAUUUACCAUUUCUGAAGCGCAUGCCACCUGGUGUUUUUUUAGCAAGCUCUGAUGCCAUAAUCAGCUACAACAUCCAUGAUGAUGAUGAAUGGACAUUCGAAAAUGGCGGAUUUACCGCUCUCGCUCACCCUUCACCAAUUUUAAUUGGAACUUCUCAUGGUGUUUAUGCGAUACCUGAAAAUCAAGAUUUCAGUAAAGGUUCUACCAUUAUGAGCAAUUGCUUACGUGUUCUGCAGAAGCCUACAAUUGAAGAAAUGCGAGAAAAGGGUGCUGUUGUUAAAAAUAUUUCUAUACCAGGGUUAGACAAUGAAGAAAUAAUCUUUAGUGAUAGUGCAUUCUUUUUUGAUCAUUCUGUUUCUAAAAUAUUAUUGGAUAUUUAUAAAAAACACAAGCCAAUAAAAUGUGAGCUUAGUUCUUAUGGAGAUUUCUUACAGCCACUUGGAUUAGCAGCUAGUCCAUCUUACAUAAUGGACAAAGGACCAAGUGGGGAGCUAACUUCUCUGCAAACUGUAUUGUAUAUGAAUCUCUUUGGUACCAACCUUUCAAUAUUUGUUUUAAAACAUUCUAAUUUUCACCAUUUAGGAACAAUGAAGGAAUAUCUUCAAACUUUGUGCGAUGAAACUAGAUUUUCAGAAGCCUUUUCACUUUCAAAAUUUUCUCUUUGUGCUCCAUCAAUAGAAAACAUCAAACCAAUUUAUAUACAUGGGACUAUAAUUAAUUCAAUGAUUCAUCCAUUAUCUGUUAUUCCGAAGUCCACACUUUUGGAAUAUUGUGAUAUUCAGAUAUCAAUAGAGGCAGGGCAGAACUCUAUUAUCAGUAAUAUUCAUCUGCCUGGAUAUUCCAUUCAGAAGUUACCUUUACCUAUACCUGAUAAUACUUUAAUACAUACAAUUCCUCUUAAGAAAGGUUUUGUUACUGUUGCUUUUCAUAUUCAUGAAGAUAUUAAAAAGACAUACCAAAAAACGAAUUGUUGCAAAAUGAGAUAUUUUGGAAAAGAGCUUAGGAGGUUUGUGAAGUAUGACAACGCAUUGUUCAGUAGUGACUGUGAUAGUGUUUCGUUAUGGGAAACUAAACUGUUUCCUGUAUGUGAAACUCCUGGUAGUUCCUUUAAAUAUACUCUUGAACUGGUAUUGAGUAUUAUAUUAACUGACCAAAUGUGUUCUGAUUUUUCUAUGACCAGACAAGGCGUAGAAUGGGUUUCUAUGAAAGAUAUUUUAGCGUGUAAAGACACUGAAAAAAUGAUAGUUUAUCAGGAAAAUCUGUGUGAAAAAACUUCAAGUAUUUUGAAAUAAAGCUAAAACGUUACUAAGUCAUAGGUGAAUUAUAUUAAUGUUAAGAGAUUAUAAAAUAUUUAUUUUUUGUAUAUGUUUUUAAUAUUGUACCUUGAAUUGUAAAUCACUAAUUUCUUAAGCUUGCAUUUAAAGAUGUGGAUAAAAUAUAUAGCACCAAUUCAUAAUCGAUUCCUGAUAGUUGCGGUGUGUGAUCAAUCAGCUAACAACAAUUUUCAAAUAAAUUAAUACUUUUUUUUAUCAAAUGAAUUUGAUUGAAGUAACACACAAAGUACUGCUCAAAGCAAACAUAAAAAAAUCCAAUUAAUUUAAAGAAUAAAAUAAAAGAAGCUACUAAUCUCAGGGGAAGAGGAAAAAGUAAUUUUUUCACGCUUAAUUUCCAAAGCUCAAACUGAUGUUAUGCUGAAAAGAUUUUUCACUGACUAGUUGGAUAAUGCACCUUUCUUUUGCUAAUAAUAAAUAAAGCUUAAUGCUAACUUCUUUGUAAAUGGGGUAUUAAGCUCAUCAAAAGAGUUGUUCAAAAGUCAAGAGUAUUUAAAGGAAAGAAAAUCUAGGUGAGAAGAAUAAAUAUAAAUAGAGCUAAAUUUUAGCGUUUGAGGAGAACCUUAGCAGACAAGCUUUGUUUCCUUUUCAAUUGUAAACGUUUUCAUUAAAAAAAAACCUCUAUGUUGUUGCUUGUUUUAUAUUAUCUUUUUUAUUAAAUCCAAUUAAUUUACUUUUAGAAUUUAAGGCUAAUUUUUUUUGUACUAUUUUUAUUUUUAUAUCUGCACUAUACUUCACAUUAAAUGGAAAAAAAUCAACUUGUGUUUAUUCAUGAUAGAAAAAGUUCAAAUUUGAAUUAUUAUCUGCUCACAUUUGUUUAUUUUUUUAAAAUUAUGUAUACUUUAUCAAGCUAAGUAUUCUUUAGUCAAUUAAAAAUCAUUCAUUCUAUAAAAAAACGUUGUAUGAAAUUGGUGUUAUUUGCUAUCCUCUAUGUUUUAUUUGUUACUUUUUUUAAUUGAAUAACGUUUGUUCUGAUGUUUGUUUGCAUUAAAGAUAUAUUAUCUGGGAAAAUCUAUUUUCCAAACUUGUAGGAAGUCCUGACAAUGUAGGACUUUCCAUACAUGCACAGAUUUGUAUAUUUUUUUUCUACGAAGAAUUGUAAUUAAAUAAUUUAUGGAGCUUA